Ipomoea nil (Japanese morning glory) is the source of this 2019-nucleotide messenger RNA. RefSeq names its product pentatricopeptide repeat-containing protein At2g44880. The transcript has a single exon. Lineage: Eukaryota; Viridiplantae; Streptophyta; Magnoliopsida; Solanales; Convolvulaceae. Gene Ontology annotation, biological process: RNA modification. The coding region runs from base 133 to 1947 and encodes 604 amino acids. The record is from RefSeq and is a predicted model, not a curated record. Gene Ontology annotation, molecular function: protein binding; RNA binding.
UGAUUAAUUUGAAGAUCGAACAGAAAAAUUACCAAAAUGCCCCCGGACAAUGUUACCAGUAAAGCAUACGGUUUGAAUCUCCCUCCAUCUUGCUUCAAUUAAACAGAGUUGAUUACCUGCAUUUAGGUGUCAAUGAGUGAAGAAGGAAGCAGAAGACAAUGGAGCACGCUAGAGAGAAGAUGUCUAUCUCUCCUCCGUACGAGGAAAAACACCAUGGCGACGCUCCUUCAAAUUCUCGCCUUUAUGUUCCGGCACAACCUUGAGACCAACAUCAACCUCACCAAACUCAUCACCGCCUUCUCCUCCGCUGAUCCAAUCGCCGGAAUCGACCACUCCCGCCGCGUGUUCGACGUUAGUCCCCGGAAGGAUGACAGUUUCCUUUGCAACAGCAUGAUAAAGUCGUAUCUGGAUACGGGACAUGUCGUCGAAGCAAUGAUUCUGUACCGACAUUUGAUUGGAAAUACGGGUUUUAAGCCUGACAAUUACACAUUUUCGAGCUUGGCGAAGUGUUGUGCCUUGAGGAAAGUAGCUUUCUGGGAUGGCCUGGGAGUACACAAUCAUGCGCUGAAGACCGGGUUUGUCUCGAAUCUGUAUGUGGCAACAUCGCUGGUUGAUAUGUAUGGGAAGCUUGGGGACAUGCAUCUAGCGCGGAAGGUGUUCGAUGAAAUGACUGUAAGGAAUUCUGUGGCCUGGACUGCUCUAAUUGGAGGGUAUUUGAAGUGUGGGGAUACGGGUAUUGCGGAGGAGCUUUUUGAUUUGAUUCCAGAGAAAGAUGCUGCUGCGUUUAAUCUGAUGAUUGAUGCUUGUGUGAAGCGAGGAGAUAUGAAGUCGGCUGAGAGUUUGUUUGGUGUAAUGCCAGAUAGAACUGUGGUGUCCUGGACCAGUAUGAUUGAUGGGUACUGCACUUUAGGCAAUAUCAAUCAAGCAAGGCUGCUAUUCGACAUGAUGCCGGAGAAGAACAUAUCUUCUUGGAAUGCAAUGAUUGGUGGGUAUUGCCAGAACAAACAACCACACGAGGCGUUGAGGUUGUUUCAUGAGUUGCAGACAAGGACUAAGUUGUUUCUGGAUGACGUUACAGUCGUUAGCAUACUUCCCGCCAUUGCUGAACUGGGAGCUUUAGACUUGGGCAUCCGGGUUCACCAGCUCGUGAAGGCUAAAAAGCUGGAAAGAAACCCAAACGUCUGCACUGCGCUGGUUGAUAUGUAUGCAAAGUGUGGGGAAAUAGGGAAAGCCAUGACCUAUUUCGACGAAAUACAGAUCAAAGAGGUGUCCACUUGGAAUGCCAUGAUAAAUGGAUUAGCAGUAAACGGUUGCGCUAAAGAAGCACUGGAGGUAUUCUCAGAAAUGACAAGCAGUGGAUGCAAGCCCAACGGCAUAACAAUGCUUGGUGUUCUGUCAGCCUGUAACCAUGGCGGUUUGGUUGAAGAAGGGAAGAAAUGGUUUAAAGCAAUAGAGAAAUAUGGGCUCACUCCCAAGAUCGAACAUUAUGGUUGUCUGGUAGAUCUGUUGGGAAGGGCAGGAUGCUUGGAAGAAGCUGAAAGAUUGAUGGAGAGCAUGCCAUAUGAGGCUAAUGGGAUAAUUCUGAGUUCUUUUCUGUUUGCCUGUGGAUAUGCGAAGGAUGUGAGUAGGGCAGAGAAGGUGAAAGAUAAAGCAAUGGAAAUGGAGCCAUGGAAUGAUGGGAACUAUAUUAUGCUGAGGAAUUUGUAUGCCAAAGAGAGAAGAUGGAAAGAUGUGAAAGAAAUCCAGGGAUUAAUGAGGGAAAAAGGGGCAAAGAAAGAGGUAGGUUGCAGCUUGAUUGAAGUAAAUAGUAAGGUUUGGGAAUUUGUAUCUGGUGACAAGAUACAUCCUCAUUUGAAGCAAAUUUAUUUGGUUUUAGAGCAAUUGCAGAUGCAUAUGAAGAUGAAGAAGAUGCUUGACACACCUUAUGCAGACUUGGAUGACUCUUGAUUUAUGAUCAAAUUUGUAUUCAAUUUCCUGAUUUGCCAACCUUUUAUAUUUAUAUUUGGCUCAUGAAGUGAA